Molecule: messenger RNA, 843 nt
Organism: Paramecium octaurelia
Lineage: Eukaryota; Ciliophora; Oligohymenophorea; Peniculida; Parameciidae
Source: the annotation of a GenBank genome assembly
AUGAAUUAUUGUUCGUUUAAGAAAAUCAUGACGCUUGGAUGCAUAAAUAAAUUUGUAAUAUUGUUUUAAUCGGCUUUAAAAAUUUAAUUUUAGUCGGAAAUAUAAAAUUUUAAUUAACAAAAAUAAGUUAAGAAUAAUCAGUUUUACUAAUUUCAUUCAUCUUAUUUUUUAGGAAAUGAUGUUGUUAGUAUUUUUAAAUGUUCAUUAAAAUUCUAGAUAUUUUUAUAAUGCUAUUCAAGAAAUUCUUAAGAAUUUUAAUAAUUAUUACAAAAGCUUUUACAUUCUAUGGGUUCAAAACCAUGCUGUUGCGAAUCUCCUAAAACCUAAUUUUCAGAAAUCAACAUCAUUAUUCAUUAACUUAGCCAAGAAAUAAGGUUACCUAAUUGUAAUCCUCCACAAAAACCGGUACCAUUGUAAAUGAUGAAAUCCCUGAAACAAGAGGACGAUUUUGGAUUUUUUUUGGUGAUGGAACAAUACGAACGCUUGUUGAGAAAACAAAAUCCGAGAAUUAAAUCCGCCUCACCUUCUUGGUAAAUUUAAACAGAAACAAAAGACUUUACAACUACAUACAAUUAAAAAAAACAUUAAGGAAACCUUGAUUACUAAAAGUCAAGAUCGUUCUCUAACACAAAGAUAUCAACGGCAAGUUAAAAAUCGACUAUUAAAAGUAUAUUGAAAAAGAGGUCAACCCAAAAUUAAAUAUCAUGCAAACAAGAAACUUCCGUAACUCAUAGAUCGUUUAAAUUUGUGCAUUUUGAUCAAGUUUUGAGUUCAAAAAAUGCUGUUCAAGGGUAAUUAAAAAUAGGCUUAAAAAAACAGAUGUUUUUGAGAGCCGACAAUUGA